This is a messenger RNA of Paramuricea clavata, 2151 nucleotides long. The record is from the annotation of a GenBank genome assembly. Lineage: Eukaryota; Metazoa; Cnidaria; Anthozoa; Malacalcyonacea; Plexauridae.
UGUCACUACACAACGACACACCAUCCAUUUCCUCUUACAAAGUUCAAUAUUUCAAAUUUGACACUUUAGUUUCGUUCGAUAAUCCGCGCGUGGAAAGUACAAAUGGAUUUUUAAUAAGAAGAUAAGUAGAAAGCACAAUUUGCUAAUAUGAGUAAGUUUUCAAUCAUUUUUAUUUCUUUGUUUAAAAGUUUGUUUAUUGUGUGGAAUUAUAUAUUGUAUAUAUUUGACUCAAUACGGAAAACGUCGCCUUCGGUAUUAUAUAGUUGUUCGGAUUUCGAGAUUUUAUGUGUGUGGUCUGUAGUGUUUUGUAUACAAUUGUCACAUAAUGUCUAAGUACUAAAAGUCUAUAUAUAUUUUCAGCUUUUCAAGCUUACCCUAAGGCUGACAGCUUCAGCAUUUCAACAAUUCGUUUGUAGUUUUGUCUUCAAAAUAUUUUAGAUUCAAUCUUUACCACUUUAGUUUCUCUCUUUGACACUUUGUGUAGAAAUACAGUAAUACUACUAUAAGUGAAGGAUUCGGACCGCACAAUAUUAUUACUGGACCAGAUUUUUAAUCUCAGUUUAAUAAACCAUGAAAUAUGCUGUUGUGAUUCUAAAGUUUCAACAUUCAUGAAUUUUUAAUUUCAGUGUUCCAAUUUAAUGAAAUAUGUUUCAUGAUUUUGUGCCCGUAUAUAAGAGGUCUCGCAUGCCUAGAUUAUAUUUCAAAACAAAUCCUUUGCUAAUCCUAUUAUCCUAAAAUCCGAUCACAACAUAAACCUCGUACAUGAAAUACCGCUUUGAUCGAAUAUUCGAAUAUAUAUACUGUCAUGGCUUCUGUCUGAUUUACGUGAAAAGGUUUUUAAAAACACCAGGACUUUUCAACGCUCCACUUUCCCUAUGACGCAUAUACUCGAAUGUUUUCUGCAAUGUCAGAAUAAUGUGAAUGAUUGUCCUCACGUAGUUCAGACAAAGUCCAUGCUCAUCAGAGCAUAGCAAUAAUAAGAAAGCUUCAGAUUGAUGGGAUGCAACUACAUGAAAAAUACAAGGAGAUCUCAGUUCGACGUUUCGAGCGAAGGCCAACUUCCCCAUGAAUGUCGAAGUUCUUGUAUUUUUCAUGUAGUUGUAUUCCUACCAAUCCCUACCUUUCUUAGUAUUAAUACCACUACAUACACUGACACAGACUGUUCAAUAUCAUAGCAAUAAUCCUCUACCUUUCUACACAGUAAAUUUCAAAUCUUUUUGUCUCUAUUCCAGGUUCCGAUGUGGCUCUAACUGCGUUGACCGUCGCUCUAUCCGUGGCGACGUUACUGGCAUGUCUUGUCCUCGCUGUCAUCUUUUAUAUUCUUCGCCGAAAGCGCCACAACAAGCUGACGGUCACAAAACCUUUAUUAAAAACAACUCCAAUACCUAUGAGCUCUGGCCUGCUUAAACUAAGAACAGACUACAGCGAACGAUUCUAUUCCGACUCCGAAGACUCCGGCGCUGUUAUAAACCGCUGGAAUGGCCACCACACUGAUGAUAGCAUAGGGGACGAUUUAUCUGACUGUGAGUACACAGGCCGUCGAAGUAGUUCGAUUCUCUCCGUUUCUUCAAGUGAUAACUGGUUGUUGAGUAGCUACGAAGAUGCAGCCAACGAAAUCCGCACUCCCGGGAGUUCCGCAUCGAAUAGUCCGAACAUUAGCGCACGACUCUGUUUUUUAAACUUAUCUGUGAAGUACAACUUCCAUCAAGAAUCUUUGGACGUUGUUAUUAUCAACAUUACAGGUCCUCCAAAGCAGAAGAGUGGCUCGAAAGGUUUAUUUAUCAUCGCACAGCUGUUUGUGACGAAUGAAAACGGUGAAGAUGAAGACUUUAAUACCAUGAAUAAAACAGAAGUGAAGAACUAUUCCUCAAAUGUCUUAUUCAACGAAGAAUUUAAAUUCGAAGCGUUACAAAGCUACCAAUUGCAAGCGAUUUCAAUUCGCCUCUCAUUAUGCUCGCAUGAUAGAUUCAGCCGUGUUCAGCGGCUCGGAGAAUUCAUUGUAAAUUUAAAUGAAGUAACGUUUGAUCCAGCCCAGCCGUUGGUUUUGCAGCGUCGUCUAUCGCAGGUACGAAGCGAGAUUAUUACAUACAUUUAUGUUACUGCAUGAGCGUUUAACCUCAGCUAAAAUUUAACCCACUGUUUUGGUUUGCG